Molecule: messenger RNA, 1789 nt
Organism: Helicoverpa zea (corn earworm)
Lineage: Eukaryota; Metazoa; Arthropoda; Insecta; Lepidoptera; Noctuidae
Exons: 3
Coding region: 216-926 (236 amino acids)
Source: RefSeq, a predicted model, not a curated record
AGUAUUUUACAGAAAAAUAAAUUGAAACUCCUUUGAGCUUUGUGAUUGGCUUUCUCGUCAAUGUCAAUGGCAUAACAUUUUAGCUUUCAAAUUCAAAUGUCUGUCAUAAAAAAUUUCAACAACGGUUGUCGUGGUUACAGUUUGUUUAUAUCGGAAAUCUUUGAAUUAAUGCGAAUUUAACAGAAAACACAUUAUUAGAAAAGUAUUUAUAUACAAUGGAUUCAGUAACAAGUACAGAAAAUGUGUGUAUGGAUAUAAAAAUGACCCAAGAGAACAUGUUGCUUGAAAUAAUACGAGAAGUGUGUAGUGAAAAUAACAAAUUGUCGGAUAAACUGAAGGGCAAAGUGAACAGGAUUAUUGCUGACUGCGACCUCUCAUAUUAUUCUAGUCUACACAGGCUUAGUACGGGGGAUGAGAGCACUGCUACAGUAUUAGGUUUCAUGCACCAAACAGCAGCAGAGUUAACAUUCGAUGAGCAAUCCGAAUUCAACCAAGCAGUGUUGCAAAAAAUACAAACGAAACUACCCGCGUUCACCGCAGAGCUAGAACAUUUAAAACAAUCAACUACGAGUAAGAAACCCCUAAGUGAGGAGAAGAAAGAACUUCAAGACAGUAUCGAUGAGAAACUAAGUACUCUUGAAGAACAGGAGAGUGAGAAAGUAGAGCUGAUGAUGGAGUGGCUUAACCAUAGGCUCCGAGAUGUUACUAAGUUCAGUCAUGAUUCUAGCGAACUGUUGACGUUGAAGACUAAGAUUCUGGAUUUGAAAUCUAAAAUUCUUCAUCUACAGAUCCUGCAAAACAUUUUUACUGAAACAAACCAGUCUAUAAAAGCAUAUGGUGAGAUACAUAAGGAUAUGAAAGACGCCAUUAAAGAAACUGAACUGAGGAUCAAAAACUUCAGAAGUAUCAUAGACAGUGAUGCAUAAUAGUUAACAGUACAAAAGAAACUAUGAGAACUGUAAGGUGGUUCGUUAUUGGAUCAUUUUAGAAUUUCGUGACUGUAGUUCUCGCCAAAUAUCUUUGCGUUUCUGAUGUUAGCUUUUUAAAGUGUUAAUCUUAUCGGGAACCUUUGCUCUUCAACAGGCUAUUGACGUCUCAAUAGUAAAAAAAUACCAUACCCAAAUCUAUACUAAUAUUAUAAAGCUGAAGAGUAUGUUUGUUUGUUUGUUUGUUUGAACGCGCUAAUCUCAGGAACUACUGGUCCGAUGUGAACAAUUCUUUCAUUGUUAGAUAGCCUAUUUAUCGAGGAAGGCUAUUGGCUACUUUUUGUCCGGGUUCCCACGGGAUGCGGGUGAAACCGCUGGCAGAAGCUAGUACCUAAUAAAUAAAAAACACCUAUGUGCGUGAGUGAGUUUUCUAAGGACUAACUUCAGAAUGCAAAGUUAUUUGGUGCAAACUGUAUUCGACCUAUGCCACCAUCCAUUUGGUUGGUUCACAAAACAACCGACUUUUGGUUGCUCGAUGGUUGUUUCUCUGUGUUCAUGCCAAUGUAAUAUCGGUGCCUAUUUACGACGCACAAACUAGUCGUUAUUAUUUUAAGAUGGAUGAUUCUAUUUUAUCAUAUUAACACAGGAUUAUCAAGUUGAUAAACAGGCUCGACUAUUUAUUAAAAGUUCUUCAUGUUCAGUUAUCACGCCCUACGAAGAUUUCAAAUGCUCGCAUUGGGUAUUUCAAAUUAAAAAAAAUACAAACUUAGUCAAUUAUUCUUUACCUGCGAAGACAGGGGAUUUAUUUGUUUUUGUUAAUUAUUGUUUCUAAUAUUUCGUAAUAAAUGCCGUUUAUUAAUUCA